This is a messenger RNA of Cercocebus atys (sooty mangabey), 2579 nucleotides long. It is a transcript of the gene TMEM51, whose product is annotated as transmembrane protein 51. NCBI's taxonomy places the organism in Eukaryota, Metazoa, Chordata, Mammalia, Primates, Cercopithecidae. The record is from RefSeq and is a predicted model, not a curated record. The transcript has 4 exons. Bases 1098 to 1853 code for a protein of 251 amino acids.
AAGGCACCCAGCACUGGCACUUUAUAGGAGCUUAGGAGAAUGUUCACUGUAGAUGCCACAAUUCCAAAAUGUAACAGGUGGAAAAAGAAUCAAGUGUGACAAGUGACUUCCUAAAAAUCGGAGGCAGGAAGGAAACCCAGGACUCGAGAAAGCAGCUCUGGCUAACAUGCUUCAAGUAGGAAAGUCAGGUAUAAAGUGGAGACGAGGGAACGGGGAAUGGCGAGGGGAGGGGGACGAGCUGGGCUCAAUACCAAAAGCGCUCUUGGCAGCAGGUUUGGGAACCUCUUCUAUAGCGAUAGCGUUGCUGCGGCUAAAAAAGAAAAUGUCCAGAUAUGGGCAGGACAAACUUUCUCAAACGGUGUCCUAAUCUCCAGAAUCAGAGCUGGUCUCAGAAAAGUCUGGGAACACCGAGGGCUUGCUUCCGCAGGACUCACGGGCCUGCAGAGGGCUGGCUGGCUGGCUGGCUGCUCCACGUACCGCGAGUCUUGGCUUAAAAGCCCUCAUAUAAUGAGUACUUAAAAUAAACGUCAGUCUUGUCCUGUCGUCAGCACUUUGUAAGUGCAGUGUUGAGCCCCCAGGAAGUGGGGUGCCUGCUGACUCAAGCAUGAGAAUACCUUUAUCAGGUUUUUUUGGUCCCAGCAACGUUAGAACAAGUGUAAACCUGGCUCGUUAGCAGAAUCCUGGGUUAAAAUGUAAACUUGGUAGAGGAGCACCGCCAAGCUGAGCCUCCCUCCAACCUGGCCACACGAGGAAAGGGCGCCUAAUUCACCAAGCGAUUGGUUUUAUCAGGAUUGAGAAACGGUGCCUAAUCGAAUCAACUAUCGGGUGGAUCUUUAACUCAAGACUCUAGCAUGAAGAGUUGCCUUCAGGCCUGCCCUGAGUCUCCUCAAGUAACAACAGGCCCUUCCGCCACAGCCAUCCACACGGGAGGUCUCGCGAUUGCUUGGAACCAUCCCGCGGGAGUUCAGCUGAUAUUUUUCUAGUGUGGGGCGAGAGAUUUUGUGGAGUCCAUUUAAGGGGUUUUUGUUGUUACUACUGCUUUUUAUAUAUUUAUUUUCUUUCUUGGAACUGGGCCUCGCCCUCCUCCCACUGACACAAUGGCCCAGUCCAAGGCCAACGGCUCGCACUAUGCACUGACCGCCAUUGGCCUGGGGAUGCUGGUCCUGGGGGUGAUCAUGGCCAUGUGGAACCUGGUACCCGGCUUCAGCGCGGCCGAGAAGCCAACAGCUCAGGGCAGCAACAAGACCGAGGUGGGUGGCGGCAUCCUCAAGAGCAAGACCUUCUCCGUGGCCUACGUGCUGGUCGGGGCCGGGGUGAUGCUGCUGCUGCUUUCCAUUUGCCUGAGUAUCAGGGACAAGAGGAAGCAGCAGCAGGGCGAGGACCUGGCCCAUGUCCAGCACCCGACAGGCGCUGGGCCUCACGCCCAGGAGGAAGACAGCCAGGAGGAAGAGGAGGAGGAGGAGGCUGCCUCAAGGUACUAUGUCCCCAGCUACGAGGAAGUGAUGAACACAAACUACUCAGAAGCAAGGGGAGAGGAGCGGAACCCGAGGCUGAGCAUCUCUCUCCCGUCCUAUGAGUCACUGACGGGGCUUGACGAGACCACCCCCACAUCCACCAGGGCAGAUGUGGAGGCCAGCCCUGGGAACCCCCCUGACAGGCAGAACUCUAAGUUGGCCAAACGACUGAAACCGCUGAAAGUUCGAAGGAUUAAAUCUGAAAAGCUUCACCUCAAAGACUUUAGGAUCAACCUCCCGGACAAAAACAUCCCUCCUCCCUCGAUAGAGCCUUUGACUCCUCCACCGCAGUAUGAUGAAGUCCAGGAGAAGGCCCCCGACACCCGGCCGCCCGACUGAAUGGCCCCACUUGAGCCAUGCUCCCUCCUGUCUCUCACACCUUUCGCCCCCAAGACUCUAACAAAGCCACGUGAGCCACGGUUGAGAAGCGGAGGGGCCAGCUGUGCACGGAGCCAUUUGGAUGGUGGGGGGGAUUCUCUGUAUCAGGAGUGACUUUGUUGCCCCACACAGCCUCCUGCUGCAGGUGCUUUGGAAGGAGAUGCUGCCUUGGAGCUGGUGAAUCUGUGGACCACAUUCAAGCGUGUGGCGCAGACAUCUCCCCAUCCUCUUCGCUCCGAAUCACAGGCGACACAUUCUCCUUUCCAGCUAGGAAAGGGUUCUUCGCGGCUGGUGUAGAUUGUGGUUGUUUGUUUUGCUUCUAAUAGGACUGUUUUGUUUCAAAAAGGAAACAAGUUUUGUGUUUGCUGUCUACGCUGGAGUCCUGAACUGUGGGUAGGAGAUACGACCUGGCUUUGUAGAAAGGACACAGGGCUGUUUUGUGAACUAAGCGGUGAGGCUCAGGUGGCUGCUCUUGCAGAGCCCCUGAUGCUGUCGUUCUUUGAGGGCUUAAGGCCUGAUGAACUUAGGCAUGUGAUGCAUAAUAGUCUUAAUUGGUACACUUAACUAGUCUCUUCUGUGUAACAGCAAAAAAAAAAAAAAAAAGAAAGAAAACUGUAGGAAAUGUUCUGUUCUUUUUGAAAUGCCAUGCAAUGGAGCUUUUUAUAAUAAAAUAUUUUAUAUGUGGUA